Aspergillus homomorphus CBS 101889 is the source of this 1305-nucleotide messenger RNA. Its product is annotated as WW domain-containing protein. The coding region runs from base 187 to 1131 and encodes 314 amino acids. NCBI's taxonomy places the organism in Eukaryota, Fungi, Ascomycota, Eurotiomycetes, Eurotiales, Aspergillaceae. The record is from RefSeq and is a predicted model, not a curated record. The transcript has a single exon. Gene Ontology annotation, molecular function: protein binding.
GGCAGCUCCAGACAUCAGAGAAGAACGCAGUCGAGGUAUUGCAUGCAUCCGAAGGGCUGCUGACGCUCUCUGAUUGGAGCUUUUCUACGACAGUGAUUAUCACGUGCAUUUGCACAGCGACAAAAAAAGCAGAAGGAAAGGCAAAAAAGAAAAGAGAGAAAGAAGAGGGUGAGAGCUAAUCCCAGCAUGUCCGCGGCUCCGCAAGACGUCACGGGCAGCGGCGCGGUGGAUGCGCCUGAGUCCCGCACGCGCGAUCCGAUCCAAGAGCAGGUUUCUUCGGAUGUAAGGACGGAAAAUACAGAAGAGAAGGAAGCGGAGGAGGUACAAGCACCACAGCCGGGGAAGGACCGAGGCGCGUCCGAGGCGCGGCAAGAGGAGGAGAAGGAGGAGGAGGAGGAGGAGGAGGAGGAAGACGACGGGCCCGACAGCAACAAGGAAGAGAUGGAAGAAGGGGAGACGGAGGCAGAUUCAGACGCAGAAUCGCGAUCUGAACAGGACGAUGCAAAGAAAGAAGAAGAAGAAGACCAACCAGACACAUCAGCUUCGGCGCCACCAUUACCAGACGAAGUGCCCCCUCCGCUCCCCAACGAAGUACCACCCAGCGAGGACGACGGAUGGGAGCCCGUCUGGGAUGCCAACGCCCAAGCCUACUACUUCUACAACCGCCUCACCGGGGUCUCGCAGUGGGAGAACCCGCGGGUACCGGAUGCCUCCCCCGCCGCUGCCGCCGCGGAAAAGCCCGCGCCCGUCGCGGCCGGCUACAAUCCCGCCAUCCACGGCGACUACGAUCCCACGGCGCCGUACGCUCAGCAAUACGAGCGACAGGAGGAUGCGGCGGCGGCCGCCGCGAUGGACCCGAACCAGGCGUACGAGGCGGUGGGCGCCUUCAACCGGUUCACGGGCCGGUGGCAGGAGGCCUCGCAGAACCCGGAGUACCACAAUGAUGAGAACAAGUCCCGGCGGCAGAUGUAUGCGUUCUUCGACGUGGACGCGGCGGCCAACAGCCAUGAUGGCCGCAGUCUGCGGGCGGAACGGAGCGCCAAGAAGCUUACCAAGGCGGAGUUGAAGGCGUUCAAAGAGAAGCGACGGGAGAAGAAGGAGGAGAAGCGCCGUGCGUGGUUGAGGGAUUGAUUGGUUUCUUUCCCCUCCCAUCUUCCAGCGCAAUCAUACCCUUAUUCUUAUCUUGUCUUGUUGUUGUGUGCUGAGAUACCUUCCCUCUGGGAUUUCCCCCAUUCUGAUAUGUGCAUGUUUUAUGGUGGCUAGCUAGGGCGUUUUUAUGUAGUUUACAAGAUGCAUCAUAGAGCC